CCCGGAGAUAAUUGGUGUCCUUGGAGUAGAAUAAGCUCAUUUUAAAACACCUCAGGCCCGGGCUGCCCCGGUGUGUGUGACUGUGUAUUGCAUAAUUGAUUCCAAUGAGGGAGGGGCGGUUCCUAUCAGAUCCAUUCUAAGCUGGGAGAAACAGAGAGAGAGGGAGGGAGCUGAGCAGAGGCUCGGUCUGUGCAGAAGGGCUCAUUGCAGUGAGAGGAACGACCGCAGUCCGUGCAGAUACAGACAUACUUAGGCACUGACAGCCAAGACAGCAUUCACAUGGUCUUGAUUUAAGGACAUAUCCUCAUGCCGUAAAGGUGAUACUCCAGAACCUCAUCUGUCAUUCAUCCACGGUUUCAUUUUUUCACUGAGAAGAUAGAGAUUGGUCGUUCUUUCUCACCUUUCUCCGGACACAAUGAGGAGCAGAUCCGAAGUUUGAGCGACUCCAGACUGAUCGCAGUCAUUUACACUCCGCUCCGAGUCUGUCUGUGUUGAUUAUCGCUGUUAUUUUGCAGGCAGAAGAAGUGCUGGUAGUUCUUCUAUCCUUGUUGGAUUGUAGCAUUUUCUCCCUGAAGGAUGGUGCUAGACAAGGAGGAGAGUGUGUCUGUCGUUCCCCUCCAGUCCAGAGAGAAGCCAAGAGGCUGUGCUGGCUGUAAUGGGAAGAUCCGGGACCGCUUCAUGCUGCAGGCGCUAGACAGGUUCUGGCAUGAGGACUGUCUGAAGUGUGCCUGUUGUGACUGCCGCCUGGGCCGAGUGGGCUCCACCCUGUACACCCGGGCAAACCUUAUCCUGUGCCGCAGAGACUACCUGAGGCUCUUUGGGGUGACGGGGAACUGUGCAGCCUGCAGUAAGCUGAUCCCUGCCUUUGAGAUGGUGAUGAGAGCCAGAGACAACGUCUACCAUUUAGACUGCUUUGCCUGUCAGCUCUGCCGCCAGAGAUUCUGCGUGGGAGACAAGUUUUUCCUCAAGAACAACAUGAUCCUGUGUCAGCUGGACUAUGAAGGAGGCCAUCUUAAUGGAAGCUCUGACAGACAGCCACAAUAAGAGAUCUGGAGAGGGACCACGGUGAGCCAGCUGGACCAUGAAAUUCACAGCAGCACACUUCUCAUCAGCUUCUCGCUUCAAACUGAACUCUGAAGAAUGUA
Messenger RNA from Girardinichthys multiradiatus, 1145 nucleotides. RefSeq names its product rhombotin-1-like. Gene Ontology annotation, cellular component: nucleus. The coding region runs from base 577 to 1044 and encodes 155 amino acids. Gene Ontology annotation, molecular function: DNA-binding transcription factor binding; transcription coactivator activity. Gene Ontology annotation, biological process: positive regulation of transcription by RNA polymerase II. The transcript is spliced from 6 exons. NCBI's taxonomy places the organism in Eukaryota, Metazoa, Chordata, Actinopteri, Cyprinodontiformes, Goodeidae. The record is from RefSeq and is a predicted model, not a curated record.